CCUGCCUGUAGUCACUGGUGUGGCCAUCAACACGCUCAUACGAUGGUGAUGACACACUAGGGUCAACCUCCUUAUUCUCCUUAUUCCCUCUCCUUAUUCCCCCAUCUCCUUCAUCUUCACGUUCUCUGAUCAAAGGAUAGGUGAAAACAAUAUGCUGGCCAUUAUGCUCGGUGGAGGAUUCAAAGCAGAAAGACUCCGGGUCAAUCUCCGACUGGUGAUCAAUCGCCUGAAGCUCUUGGAGAAAAAGAAAACUGAGCUAGCUCAGAAGGCGCGGAAGGAGAUUGCAGACUACCUGUCAACAGGGAAGGAUGAGCGAGCACGGAUCCGUGUGGAGCACAUCAUCAGAGAGGACUACUUGGUAGAGGCCAUGGAGAUCCUAGAACUGUACUGUGACCUGCUGCUGGCUCGCUUUGGCCUCAUCCAGUCCAUGAAGGAGCUGGACCCUGGCCUGCAGGAGGCUGUGUCCACUCUCAUCUGGGCAGCCCCACGUCUGCAGUCUGAGGUCAACGAGCUUAAAAUUGUGUCUGAUCAGCUGUGUGCCAAAUACAGCAAGGAGUAUGGCAAGCUCUGUAGGACAAACCAAAUCGGGACUGUCAAUGACAGGCUCAUGCACAAACUGAGUGUAGAGGCUCCUCCUAAGAUCCUGGUGGAGCGCUACCUCAUUGAGAUUGCCAAGAACUACAACGUGCCCUACGAGUCAGACGCCAUGGUCAGACCAGAGGUGUGUACAGGCGAGGAGGCUGACCUCAUAGAUGUGGACUCUGACUUCAAGAAGCCAGGAGGCGGUGGUGGUGGCGGCGGUGGUUUCACCGCUGGGGCCAUGCCUAUGCCCAUGGGCCCCCCAUCAGCGUUCAGCUACCCAACACCCAAAGGAGCCAUGCCCGGCCCCAUAGGGUUCAACGGCCCCUCCGUUGGCACAUAUGAUGCCUUUAACAACUUCCAGCCUCCGAUGAGAGGAGGGCCGCCCCCUGAGCUGCCGAGCUGCCCUCCCACCUACCAGUCUAUUGAUGAGCUGUCUAUUAAACCUUCUGAUCGAUCCCAGGUGUCUGGCCCCGGGCCUUCAUGCCAGAUCUACGAUAACAACGCCCUCCCUGAGCUGCCCUCAGUUCCCGACACGCUUCCCACUUCCUCCUUUGGAGUUGGACGCAACACUGCGAGCUCUGAUGACAUCGACUUUGAUGAUCUGUCACGGCGCUUUGAGGAUCUGAAGAAGAAGACCUAGUCCUCCAGUAUCCCAUCAUCAUACUGUGUUGUCAGUCACUGCAGCUACAGUAUCAGGAAAUAUUGAAAUAUUUGAAUUGGCACCCUUUGCAGUGAAACUCUCCUCAUUGUGUAGUUUUACUGAUGUUAAUUGUACCUCAUUCAAACAGGUGAAGGUCCUUUAGAGGGCUAUUUGACAGUACAUUUUAUUAUUGACUAUGUCCAAACAAAACUGGACCGUAUAGAUGUCAUCUUUAUAUGAGCACUUUGGAUAUAAAAUGGCCUUCCUGAUAGAGUACUAGUAACUAUGUAACCUCUCAAUCUUUCUCGUUGCUAUGGUUGUCACGUAUCCCCUUGACUCACAGUAUGAGCCAAUAUUUGGUUAAUAAUCGAAUAGUCUUAACUAACAGUGUCUCUCGUCCAGAGACUGGAUUGAGUAAUACAGGAUCUUAAUAGUUUGUCGUUGUGGGUUUCAUGAAGCAGUUUUUACCGAUCACUGAAUUGCAUACUAGAAAAACCUGUUUUCUGGCACGCCCAUUGUGUCGAAAAAUUCAGGCCUAGGACAUAUUCAAGGUCGUAGCACCCUUUCUAUGUCGGGUUUUACCCUCAGUACUCUCUGGCUCUGAACCUUUGACGUCUGAAACCAGUUCUAUGACCGAUCUGUUACCUUACAGGUGGUGGAGGGAUUCAAUCAGUCUUGAUUGAUAAAGUAUUGAAAUAUGUAAUACACAAUGCUAUUUACAGGAAUUGUUUUAUUUGUAGAGCAAAAAUAUGUUGGUAGGAGGUUGAAGGCAAAUAGUUGGCAAAUAGUUGGAAAAUAUGUUUAUUUUGUACAUGGAUUUUAUUAUGAGGAAAUCCACUUAUUGUUUUAAAGAGUAUUUAGUUUAACCCUAUACAUGCACUUUCCGUGUUUGUGUAAAACAACCCAUGCAGUGAAUUGGCAAAUGGAAUGCAUGAUUUGACCAUGUACGUUUGCUGUAAAUACCGGCCCUCAAAAUGUAACAGGUUCUUCCUCCUCUUUGUGUAAAAGAGGUUUAUAGUCUGAUUCAGUAUGUUAUCUAUCUAUGUGUGUCCUAUAUGUGCCACACUGCAUUUACCAUCAUCAGAGGCCUUCCCAUUCUAUAAGUAUAUUUAGACUAUGUACACGUAACAUGCAGUGGUGGGAAAAGUACCCAAUUGUCAUACUUGAGUAAAAGUAAAGAUGCCUUAAUAGAAAAGUAAAAAGUGAAAGUCACCCAGUAAAAUACUACUUGUAUAAAAGCCAAAGUAUUUGUUUUAAAUAUACUUAAGUAUCAAAAGUAAAAGUAUACAUUUCUAAUUAUAUUAAGCAAACCAGAAGAAAGCACUUUGUGUUUUUUUUAAAUUUACAGAUAGCCAGGGGCACACUCCAACACUCAGACACAAUUUACAAAAUAAGCAUUUGUGUUUCGUGAGCCCUCCCGAUCAGAGGCAUUACAUUACAUUUAAGUCAUUUAGCAGACGCUCUUAUCCAGAGCGACUUACAAGUAGAGAUGACCAGGGAUGUUCUCUUGAAAAGUGUGGAUUUGACAAUUGUCCUGUUAAGAAUUCAAAAUGUAGCGAGUACUUUUGGGUGUCAGGGGAAAUGUUUGGAGUAAAAUGUUAUUUUUUUUUUUUUAGGAAUGUAGUAAAGUAAAAGUUGUCAAAAAAUAUAAAUGGUAAAGUACUUAAAAGUAAAAAAUACUUUAGUACUACUUAAGUACUUUACACCACUGGUAACUUAUAUAAUCUUUCUUAAAAGUUGUUUGAAGUUUUGAUUUUGUGUUUGAAAAUGUGUUCAAUCUUGGUGAUGGAAGAAGUAGUUUUGAUAAAGGUGAGAAAGGGGUGUGGAUUUGCUGUUCCUGUCUUACCUUGUUUUCACUAAUUAUGAUGGGUGGAAGUUAGGACUGUCGACUCCACCAUCCUAAAAUAAGACUUAACACUAGUGUACAGUGACCCGCUCACUGCUUUGACUGCUCAUUCUCUAAGGUGUAAUGUAGGAUUGUUUGAAGAAUGUUUGAUACCAACUUUGAUUAGCAAGUGUACCAUAUAUCUUGUCGCAUAAAACAGAUAAUUGCCUAUGGUUUUUUCUGUCUAAUAAAGGACAUCUUUCUAAUUGAA
Molecule: messenger RNA, 3318 nt
Organism: Oncorhynchus gorbuscha (pink salmon)
Lineage: Eukaryota; Metazoa; Chordata; Actinopteri; Salmoniformes; Salmonidae
Product: IST1 homolog
Exons: 11
Coding region: 152-1222 (356 amino acids)
Biological process (GO): protein transport
Source: RefSeq, a predicted model, not a curated record